UUAGAGUUCCUUCUCAGCUCAGUCCUCUCCGUGGCUGUCCAACUCAGAACAGCAGUUGCUGAGACCACCCUGAGAAGACAAUGAUCCUAAACAGAGCUCUGAUUCUGGGGGCCCUCACCCUGACCACCAUGAUGAGCGCCUGCGGAGGUGAAGACAUUGUGGCUGACCACUUUGCCUCCUACGGCACAGUCAUCUACGAGUCUUAUGGUGAUUUUGGUCAGUACACCCAUGAAUUUGAUGGAGAUGAGGAGUUCCAUGUGGACCUGGAGAAGAAGGAGACUGUGUGGCGGCUGCCUGAGUUUGGCGAGUUUGCAACUUUUGACCCACAGGGUGGACUGAGAAAUGUGGCUACGGCAAAACACAACUUGGACAUCUGGAUUAAACGUUCCAACUCUACUGCUGCUACCAAUGAGGUUCCUGAGGUGACUGUGUUUCCCAAGUCUCCUGUGAUGCUGGGUCAGCCCAACACCCUCAUCUGUCUUGUGGACAACAUCUUCCCUCCUGUGAUCAAAGUCACAUGGUUGAGGAAUGGGCACUCAGUCAGUGAAGGUGUUUUUGAGAUGAGUUUCCUCCCCAAGACUGAUGAUUCCUUCCUGAAGAUCAGUUACCUCACCUUCCUCCCUUCUGCUGACGAUAUUUAUGACUGCAAGGUGGAGCACUGGGGCCUCGACGAGCCACUUCUGAAACACUGGGAACCUGAGAUUCCAACUCCUGUGUCAGAGCUGACAGAGACUGUGGUCUGUGCCCUGGGGUUGGCUGUCGGCUUUGUGGGCAUCGUGGUGGGCACCUUCCUCAUCAUCCGAGGCGUACGCUCGGGUGGUGCCUUAAGACACCAAGGAUGCUUGUGAGUUGCACCAUAGAAGGGAAGGCACGUUGCCCAUCUACAAGAACAGAAGAGUGAAUGUGCUAGAUGACCUCGCACUAUUUACUGGCCCAGUUCAUCAUACUCCUUCUCUUCUUCAUCGUUUUUCCUCUAACCUCUUCCCUGGGACUCAAGGUGCUGUAUCUCCCAAGAGCUCUCAUACCCUUCAGAAUUCUCCCCCUGACUGCCGGAUUAUUUUUUCUCUUCUCAAUUGUUACCUACUAUGGGAUGCCUGGGACAUUCCAUCCAGUUACCUAAUCUCUAGGGACCCUGAUCCAAUGUCUCCAUGGAAGCAAUAAAUUCUCCUUUAUGAGAUCUUUUAUUAAAAUUUUUCCUGUAUUUCAUCUCAGGGCUGACUAGAACCAUGGUCCCUUAUGCUUCAGGCUCAUUUAAUGUCAUUUUUCAUUUUCCAGAUCAUGUUUCAUGCCCCAUAACCGAAGUGCAUCCAAGUAUAAACUGAUAAUAUUUUGAUAGCUAAGGUUAGUAUUUCUCUCUUCCUUGUGUUCCCACCCUUGGCCACUCCAACUCCCCCAACCCCCGACCCCCAGUUCAGGCAUCAGUGAAGGUAACACAUGCCUUAAGCCUUCAGUGUUCAUUUGUUAUAGCAGAAAUAUAAAAAACAAGAAAUAAGUCUGUAUUCAUUUUAAUAUAGUUUUUAAAAGUUAUGACAGACAAAUAAGUUAGGGGAAAGGAAUUUUGAAACUCAAAAGUACCAAACGUCAAAAUUUUUGUACUGAAGUAAAAAUUUGUUCCCAAAAGUUUAAAUUUGUGAAGAACAAAUGAUGAUAGUAGAAGCUUUGUUCUCCCCUCCUCACUCUUGAGGAGAUAAGAAUUCUCCAGGCAGGAAAAGCAAUGAAAGGCAGUUAGAAGAGUGUUAGAAUAGGACAAUAAUGCAGGUAUCUGAGAAGACCGAUACUUUGUCCUUACUUAGGGUUAGUAACAAUGGAAAAAUG
Equus caballus (horse) is the source of this 1815-nucleotide messenger RNA. Lineage: Eukaryota; Metazoa; Chordata; Mammalia; Perissodactyla; Equidae. The record is from RefSeq and is a predicted model, not a curated record.